AUGUUUGCCCGCCUACACCCAAACGCGAUCCCAACCUCCCUAAAGACCGAUUCUCCCGCUCCCUUGAAAUCUUUCAAACGUCGCCUAUUUCUAGACGACGACGAUGAUGAUAUGCGCCCACCCUCUCCCAAGAAACAUAUAAAGACGCAUUAUUCCGUUGCCCCGCUUUUUGAUAAAUAUAGGAGGUCAAGGGCAGACGAAGAAGACCAGAUUCCAAGUCACAUUCACAGCCGAAGACAGCGUCUUAGCCCUUCUCCCGACCAUGAUCCUCCGCUAGUCUCGGAGCUUGGUGGUAAGCUGAAUAUUCCUGCAUUAUAUUACCCACUAACUCCCACCCCAGAGCGCUACGCCAACCUCCGCGCAACAGUCCACAGCGCCGUCAUAGCCGGCCUCGAAGAAGCCGAAGCAGAACUAAUCGCACAAAGCGAGGCCAAUAUUCGCACCAACCGGCAGAUAAUGGCCGUUCUUGAGGCCCAAAUCAACAAACUCAUCUCACCCCUUCAGGACUUAACAAUCGAUUACACAGCCACCGGCGAAGACGGUCGCGAGCGCACAACCGCAGUAGCAAUCCGCGACGCUAUAUCCACCUUCGAGGCCAAACUCGAAGCAGCCACUGCCGAACUCAACGACCUCUGGGCAUCCUAG
Molecule: messenger RNA, 645 nt
Organism: Daldinia childiae
Lineage: Eukaryota; Fungi; Ascomycota; Sordariomycetes; Xylariales; Hypoxylaceae
Exons: 1
Coding region: 1-645 (214 amino acids)
Source: RefSeq, a predicted model, not a curated record